CCGCCCGCCAUUGCAAGCGCGCGAUUUGGCGCUCUGACGAUGCUCAUCGCAACCUCAAAAUAUUUUUAGGGUUCUUGAGAAGAAUGGAGGAAGAAGGCGAGGGUAUAGGCGCGCCGGUGACGCGCGCGGAGUUUAUGCUCCAGCAUCUCCUCGAUAGACAGCUCUCUACUUCUGCAAGAUUAGAGCAAGUGGAAUUCAAGGGAGCUACACAAUCUUUCUAUCGAGGCAUUCACGGGGCUGGAGGAGUCUCGACUUUGGCAGAAUUUCGCUCGCAACAAGACGAGGGGGGGAUCCAAAAGCCUGAGGAAAAAUGCAAACGCCAGAGGUAUGGUCCAGACCCGGUGUUCUUCCAAAGUCAAGAGAUGGAACGAAAGAAGCAAGCUCUUUCUCGAGAGAGCUCCAUAGCUGUGAAGCAAGAAAUGGGACGCCAUGAGAAGGAGCUGGAAGUUUCUUUGAUCGAAGGAAAGCAAAGAUUGCAAGAUAUAGCACAUCUUACUGUGGAAGGUGUUUCUCUCCGAAAACCUUUGCCUGAGCUCAGCGUCGUUUGCUGUGGCACUACGCCGGAGGAACGAGCACGAAUGCAAUCUGGGAAAGAGAUUUCGAGAUCGUCAUCGGAAGUGUUUUCAUCUUCAGCUCCACCACUGCUGGAUCUGGACACCUAUCUGGAUGAAGCCACUCAGGACGCUAAAAGUACCGGGAACGAGGAAACGAAUCCCCCCAUGGUUUCUGAAGAGAAUAUCGCCUCGAACCGGCUUUCUUUCAAGGAGUUGCAGAAAUGGUCGGAUGGAAAGUUCCGAGACCACCAGCAAGGUGUGCCUUCAAACGUUCUCUACGUCAAGAAUCUGUGCUCGGAAGUCACAGAGGAGGAUCUAGCCGCAUUGUUUCUUCGAUUUAAGAAACAACCAGACGAUCAAAUUCUUUUCCGACUAAUGCAAAAAGGACGAAUGAAGGGUCAAGCCUUUGUUACAUUCCCAGACGUAGUGGCAGCAACCCGUGCAUUGCAACUUGUGCACGGAUACAUGCUUAAAGGAAGACCGAUGAUCGUAGAAUAUGCCCGAGGCAAAAAAUAACAAGCGCGGUUAAAAUCGCAGGAGCAUUACACUGCCUCAAGCCCGAGCUGGGAAUACAAGGGAAUUCCAUCAUGGAAGGCAUUGUGGUCGGAUCCACCAAUGAACCGCCGGUUUCACACCCAAUCCUUCCACCAACAGUGCCAACUCCGCUGGAAAGAUGAAAAGAAGUUCCUCUGGAGCACAAAUCAAUGAACUGUGGCAGCGUGGACAGCGUCCCACGGAUCUCCGGCAAUGUAUCACUGUCACUGCCAUGCCGAGACCUGAGCCGACCAGCAACCUCGACAAGAUCAGCACGAGCACUGUCGGCGACCUCGCGGAACUCGUGGUGUAGAAAACCGCCGAAACGAUGGGAAUAGCUCGCCCUCGAGCUAAGGAGAGCUCCGACGAGCGAAGAAUGGGUGUUAGAACCGGCUCCACCGAAGACCAAGGACAAUGGUUCGUCGUUUCUAGAGCCAGCACGUUUUGUGUACACCAGAAGAUGGAGGAAUCUCAUGGAUCACCAAACCUCUGCUCGAAUCCGAUCCGACACACAGCAGCUUCUCGCAAGCCGGCAGUCUCCUUUUGUGGACCCCCUGGUAGCACUCAUUGGAAACCUCACCAAUAUGGCUCCCCUACGUCGAGAAAGGCGAGGGGAUUUAGAAGAAGGUGGGGUGGUGGGAGAGAUUGACGGGGCUUUUAACUCCGCUGCUGCGACAAUGUGCGAGCUCAAAGUCGGUAGCAUGCUGG
Molecule: messenger RNA, 1796 nt
Organism: Selaginella moellendorffii
Lineage: Eukaryota; Viridiplantae; Streptophyta; Lycopodiopsida; Selaginellales; Selaginellaceae
Product: RNA-binding protein 41
Exons: 9
Coding region: 84-1070 (328 amino acids)
Biological process (GO): mRNA splicing, via spliceosome
Cellular component (GO): U12-type spliceosomal complex
Molecular function (GO): U12 snRNA binding; pre-mRNA intronic binding
Source: RefSeq, a predicted model, not a curated record